AGACACCACUUGGGGCACAGGAUAUACGGAGCCGUCAGGAAAGUUUCAGCGCAAACUAAAUGAGCACUUUUUCCUAACGGAUCCCGAAGUAUUGAUUUGGACGCACUUUCCAUACAUGGAAAUGGAGAACAAUUAUACGAGGUGGCAAUUACUGGACAAACCACUAUCAUUAGACGAGUUCAAUUCAUUGCCCAAAGUUUCGCCCAAUUUUUUCGACUUUAAUCUGAAAAUUCGGUCAAAAAUCCAGAAUCCAGUGGUGUUUCGGAUCUCAACGGAAGUGAAGAUCGGUUCCCACGAAGCGAUGCGAUAUAAAUACAAACUCUAUCCGUCGGAUGAGAUCGAGAACUCGUCGCUCAAUCACUACGUGUUUUGUCAGCUCAAAGAAGAUAGACUUGUCGGCAGUUUCGCUGUUCAGCCGCCACUCGAGGGAAGAUUUUUCCUAAAGAUAUUUGCCAAACCAGAAAAGGAUAUGCAAGAGGGACAGGACUCGACGAGUCUGCAGACUGUCUGUACAUUCCUGAUGGAGUGCACUCGAGCUCGCAAAUACAUGGAGCCGUUGCCCAUCAAUGAGCUUCCGUGGGGUCCGACGCAGACCUUCUAUGACUAUAAGCUGCGGCUCCACAACCAGACGGGCCCUGUCAUCGUCACGUGGGGCGGG
Messenger RNA from Oppiella nova, 658 nucleotides. The record is from the annotation of a GenBank genome assembly. Lineage: Eukaryota; Metazoa; Arthropoda; Arachnida; Sarcoptiformes; Oppiidae.